AUGUCUUCUUCACGCCUAAACCUUGAAAAUUAUUCAAUUCCUCUGGAGGAGAUCAACCUUGCCACCGAGAACUUCAGUCCACAAAGAUGUAUUGGAGGUGGUGGAUUUGGUUACGUCUACAGAGGACAACUCUCAAAAUACUGGCAAGAUCGCAUAGUUGCUAUCAAACGCCUAGCUAAGGAUAGCUACCAAGGGGAGCGCGAAUUCCGCAACGAGGUCGAGAAGAUUUCCGGAUUCCACCAUGAAAAUAUCAUCUCCUUCGUUGGUUAUUGUGAUGAAGAUAAUGAGAUGAUUAUCGUUUAUGAGUAUGCGAUCAAUGGAAGCCUUGAUCAUCAUCUCAAAGAUCAAAAUAAGAUGUGUUGCAUAACAUGGAUACAGCGCCUGAAGAUUUGUCUAGAGGCAGCAAGAGGUCUUAAUUACCUUCAUGUGGGUCGUGGGGAGCAUAACAGUGUAAUACACCGAGACAUCAAGAGUGCCAAUAUUCUUUUAGAUGACAAUAUGGUCGCAAAAAUUUGUGAUUUUGGGUUGUCAAGAUCAGGAACCAAAAGUCAUCCAAGUAGCCAUAUAUAUACAAAGGUUGCGGGUACCCAGUAUUACAUAGAUCCCACUUACAUUGAAAGCAACAUCCUACGUCAAGAGUCGGACGUAUACUCAUUUGGUGUGGUACUGUUUGAAAUGUUGAGUGGGAUGUUGGUUUAUCAAACAAGGAGAAUCGGAGAGGAUAUGUCUGACUCUCUCAUAAAGUUCGUUCGAAGAUACUAUCACAGUGAACUACACAAAUUAAUUGAUCCCAAUAUAAAAGAUCAAAUUAGCAAUCGUUCCUUGUAUACAUUUAACGAAGUUGCAUGUAAGUGCAUUAGUUACGAUUUCAAGAAACGUCCUACAUUUGACAUGGUGAUUAAGAGCAUUGAGCAAGCAUUGGAUACUCAAUUGCAGGAGAACGUUUCUGCCCUUAUUGAGUGUGUUCAGAAAGACCAAGGAUUUAGUCAUGAAAAACCUGUUGCAGCAUUUACCAUAUACAAGUGCCUUCUCCAUUGGAAUUUUCUUGAAGUAGACAACCCCAUGGUGUUCAAGACACUUAUUGCUCAAGUAUUUCCUUCAGCAAUUGAGUAUCAAAAGUCCAAUGAGCAGAUGGCAUAUUGGUUAUCAUGUGCAUCUAAUCUAUUAUUCUUAAUCCAAAAAAGUAAAAAACUUGAUGGUGGAAGUACAGUUCCGGAACCACCACCUUCAACUAUGCCACAUGAAGAAAUGAUAAAGGGUGGGGAGGAGGUUGUACGACAAGUUCAAGUAAAAAAACCAGCAUUACAUUUCAUGGAUCAACUAACGGAAUAUGUAGAGAAUAUAUACAACUUUAUCUGUGACGACAUGAUUAAAGAGUUGCAACCCUUACUUGCCUCGUCCAUUGAGGCUCCACAAACAUUCGAGGGACUAACAAGUUCUAGAAAAUCCUUUCGCGAAGAUUCUCAAUUCAGUGAUUGGCAAGGGAUUCUUGAUCACCUUAACAAUCUACUCAAAACGAUGAAAGAAAAUUAUGUGCCUCCAAUAAUUGUUCAGAAGAUAUUAGCUCAAGUUUUCUCCUAUAUUAAUACACAGCUCUUUAAUAGUCUCCUUACGCGUCACGAGCGUUGUACCUUCAAAAAUGGUGAAUUUGUGAAAGCCGGUUUAGCGGAGCUGGAGCUAUGGUGUUCUCAGCCACCACAAAAGUAUGCUGUCUUAGCCUGGGAUGAACUUCAGCAUAUUCGACAAGCUAUUGAGUUUCUGGUGAAACAGGAAAAGCACAUGUUAUCGUACGAUGAAAUAACCAACCUAUUCCAAAUUCUAAGCAUCCCGCAAUUGCAUAGACUAUGCACAAUAUAUAGGCUCGACCCUAACGAUGUAUUCUCCCAUGUUAUUUUAACAAUGAAGAUAUUGAUGAGAGUAAAUUCUUGUUUUGGUUAUUGCCAUCGACGAAAUCUCAGUUCCAGCUACGGAUUAAAAUAUCUUCUGAAGAUUCUAUGCAUCGUAAUUUUGUAUUCAAUAUGCACUAUGUAUUGGGAGGACACUCACAACGUAUCCUCCGAUGUUAUCAUAAUGAUGAAGAUAUGGAUGAAAGUGCAUUCUAGUGUCACUUAUCUACUAACUGAUAGCUCCAGAAAAACUUUCAAUGUUGAUGACCUAUACACCUCCUUGCAAGUAAAAGAUUUUCAAAACAUUAAUCCUCCUAUAGAACUUUCAAAGUGUGGAGCCUUUAAAGUUCUUAACAACUAAAGACCAUACCUCACCAAAUUAUGUUUCAUGUAAGUUGAGGAGCAAUAAUGUUUUAUGUAAGGUAAGGAUUUUAAAAACUCCAUUUUAGUUUCCUGGUUUUGUAAUUAAAGCAUAUUGAAUGGAAGGGAAUCUCAAAUGUUAUGACGGUAUAAUUAUUCUACAAGCGGUACUUAUUGGUAUCGCUAUCAAUGUAUUCUACUAGAACAAUCCUAUCAUGGUAUGGUCAGAGAUUGUUGUUGUUGUCUCUUUGAGUUGGUUGUGUCAUUGGUGUGUAGCUUUCCUAAUUUCGUG
Molecule: messenger RNA, 2538 nt
Organism: Lactuca saligna
Lineage: Eukaryota; Viridiplantae; Streptophyta; Magnoliopsida; Asterales; Asteraceae
Source: the annotation of a GenBank genome assembly